AGCUGAAUGGCUGCAGUCGGGUAGAGGUGGAGAUUUGACACGAGAGCUCUGAUCAACUCCGGAGAUUCACACUGCUGAACAUUUGGUAGUUUUAACAGCAUUUGGCACAGUGAUACAUGGAAAUACAACAAAAGCCAAGCAUGAGGCAACACUGUGCUCUCAAACAUGGAAUACUCAAGGAAUUCCUGGCAGAAUUCCUGGGGACAUUUGUCUUGGUUUUGUUUGGCUGUGGCUCAGUCGCUCAGACUACCCUCAGUCGAAACACCCUGGGUGAGCCUCUCACCGUCCACAUUGGCUUCUCUGUAGGGCUGAUGAUGGCAGCGUAUGUUGCUGGUGGAGUGUCAGGGGGCCAUGUGAACCCUGCAGUGUCUCUGGCCAUGGUGAUUCUGGGCAAACUGAAGAUCUGGAAGUUUCCCUUCUAUGUCAUCGCUCAGUUUCUUGGAGCUUUUGCUGGGGCUGCUGCAGUCUUCGGGUUAUACUAUGAUGCUUUCAUGGACUUCACCAGUGGGGUUCUGUCAGUGACAGGAAUCAAUGCAACAGGUCACAUCUUUGCUUCCUACCCUGCGAGACACCUGUCCGUCCUCGGCGGCUUCAUCGAUCAGGUGGUGGGGACAGGUAUGCUGGUCUUGUGCAUCCUGGCUAUCAUUGAUGAUGAAAACACUGGAGCUCCCAAAGGUGUGCAGCCACUGGCUAUUGGUCUGAUCAUCAUGGCCAUUGGUGUGUCCAUGGGACUGAACUGUGGCUACCCCCUCAACCCUGCCAGAGACCUGGGACCCCGACUGUUCACAGCUGUAGCAGGAUGGGGCAUGGAGGUCUUCAGGUACUACAACAACUGGUGGUGGAUCCCUGUGGCAGGGCCCAUGGUGGGGGGCGUGGUCGCAGCCGUCAUCUACUACCUGCUCAUUGAGCUGCACCACCACCGUGACGAGCCUGAGAAGCCCCACGAGGAGGAAGACGAGGAGGAAGACGAGGAGGACGAGGAUAUCAGUCUGAAGGACAAAUAUGAGAUGAUCACCAUGAGCUAAAAAAAAACAACAAUAACCUCCAGGACUAACUGGUCAGAAUCCGCUGUUUUACUGUCAGUCAGGUGAAGAACAAUCCGGCACAGCUUCGAUCUGUAAGGACAGGUUUCCUCUUGUUAGGGCUCUCUUUGGCAAGCACGUAAUAAUAGGAUAAGCUGUAACUCUGCUGCUUGACUUUAUGCUCUGCAGAGACAAGCUUUUCAAUUCAGUGUCUACAACAUUAAGAGCAUUUAUGGGUAAAAAACUUUAGGAAAAUAAAUUAGGAAAUGUUUUAGAACAGCAGCUAAAUAAGCACUGCGAAUAUUGGUUUGGUCUCUGCUGUGGGUAGAAAUACACAAAACACGCAGAAAGUUGAACCGUCUUUGUCAAAUACUGAACCCACCAUCCAAACCAAUACUUUUUAUGUUUCAUGAACACAAUCCCAGUCCUGUGUGCUUCACAUUGUUAUG
Micropterus dolomieu (smallmouth bass) is the source of this 1471-nucleotide messenger RNA. Its product is annotated as aquaporin-9-like. The transcript is spliced from 6 exons. Gene Ontology annotation, biological process: glycerol transmembrane transport; water transport. The record is from RefSeq and is a predicted model, not a curated record. Gene Ontology annotation, molecular function: urea transmembrane transporter activity; water channel activity; glycerol channel activity. Bases 117 to 1025 code for a protein of 302 amino acids. Gene Ontology annotation, cellular component: basolateral plasma membrane; plasma membrane. Lineage: Eukaryota; Metazoa; Chordata; Actinopteri; Centrarchiformes; Centrarchidae.